Molecule: messenger RNA, 1204 nt
Organism: Eurytemora carolleeae
Lineage: Eukaryota; Metazoa; Arthropoda; Copepoda; Calanoida; Temoridae
Product: kidney mitochondrial carrier protein 1
Exons: 10
Coding region: 1-948 (315 amino acids)
Source: RefSeq, a predicted model, not a curated record
AUGGUUAUUUAUUGUGAUCAGGAUCGGAAUGUUCACUAUAAAGGAACUCUAGAUGCAUUGAAGAGUGUAAUUAGGGAGGAUGGAGUUCAGAGGUUGUAUAAAGGACUUAGUCCUGCUCUUCUCAGACAGGGAGUAUAUGGAACUAUAAAGUUUGGUCUCUACUACUCUGCUAAAGAUCUUUACUUCUCCAUAAACCCAAGUAAACCAGAAUCAAAUGUGUUAAAUCUUUUCUGUGCAGUAUUUGCAGGAAGUGUUUCAAGUGCAAUAGCUACUCCUACCGAUGUGGUAAAGGUCCGGAUGCAGGCUAAGGGAGAUACUAAAUUCGGGAACUUGUUAUCUGUUUUCAUUGAUAUUGGGAGAAAGGAGGGUGUGUCUGGACUAUGGCGUGGUGUUUGCCCUACAGCCCAGCGGUCAGCUAUAGUUGCUGGGGUUCAACUUCCAGUUUAUGACUGGUCUAGAUCUUAUCUAUCCAGGGGGGAACUGGUUUCUGAAGGAGCGUGUGCUAAUCUGGCUGCUAGUGUACUGUAUUGUUUGUUUAUUAUGUACUGCAGGGGGGAACUGGUUUCUGAAGGAGCGUGUGCUAAUCUGGCUGCUAGUGUACUGUAUUGUUUGUUUAUUAUUAUGUACUGCAGGGGGGAACUGGUUUCUGAAGGAGCGUGUGCUAAUCUGGCAGCUAGUGUACUGGCAGGUUUAUCGGCCUGUCUGGCCAGUAAUCCUAUAGAUGUAAUAAGGACUAGGCUAAUGAUUCAACGGAGGUUUAUUAGAGAGAGGGGAGAAUAUAUCCAGGGAGAGAAAAUAUUUAAGUCUAGUUUUGAAUGCUUCUCGCACACUGUUAGAAAAGAAGGAUUUUGUGCUCUAUACAAGGGAUUUGUUCCUGCUUUCGGACGAAUGGGACCUUGGAAUAUAAUCUUCUUUUUAGUAUAUGAGAAACUUAAAUUCUUUUUUUGAUCUUAUAUUGUUGCAUCCCUAACCCUCUGUUGUUUAACUCAUUUUAAACUUAUUAAUUUGAAACUUGCAUCUGACAAUCUCUUGAUAAAUUCACUCAUCUCUAAUAUCUUUGAUCUGUUUCCUCUGAUUUUAUUUAGUCCCCUCGCCCCAUCAUCUCAAUCCAUCGGAUUAUACCAAACCUAGUGUGAUAUAACUUAGAUCAAAUUAAUUUUGCUUUGCUUACCCUAAACAUAAUAAAACUUGUAUUUUUGACAGA